Messenger RNA from Strongylocentrotus purpuratus (purple sea urchin), 2593 nucleotides. RefSeq lists its product as uncharacterized. The coding region runs from base 68 to 1672 and encodes 534 amino acids. The transcript has a single exon. The record is from RefSeq and is a predicted model, not a curated record. NCBI's taxonomy places the organism in Eukaryota, Metazoa, Echinodermata, Echinoidea, Camarodonta, Strongylocentrotidae. Gene Ontology annotation, molecular function: zinc ion binding; ubiquitin-protein transferase activity. Gene Ontology annotation, cellular component: nucleoplasm; chromatin. Gene Ontology annotation, biological process: positive regulation of DNA-templated transcription.
AUGUUACUAUUAUCAUUAUUAUUAUUAUUCUUACAUAUUUUUUUCAGAAUUCUUACCGCAAAGCACCAUGGCAGAGAAUGAUCGAGAAACGUUUGACCAGGAUCUAGUGUGCACUUCAUGUAAUGAUAAUUCAGAAGUUUUGUCAUUCUGCAGUGAUUGCGAUGUUUACAUGUGCGAACGAUGUCACAGUGGACAUAAGCAAAUGCGAUUCCUCUUCGCCAAACAUCAUGUUACUUCAAUAAAUGACUUGAAUACAGUUUCUCAUCACCGUGGUGAUAGGUACGCAUGCGCAGUACAUCAACAUAAUAAAGAUCUCUUCUGUGAAACCUGCACAAUCCACGUUUGUCCAAAAUGUGUCGUCAUCAAUCAUCGUGGUCACCAGCUGAUACAAAACCAGGAAGAUUUCGAGAAGGAUAUUGGGCAGAAGAUAGAUGAUAUUAAUCUUAAAUGCAACCAAGAGAAGGAUCACCUCAAGAAGAACAUUCAACACAUAGAGCAGGUUCGACAAGACGUGCACGAAAUCAUUAAAGACCUUGAAGAUGUCAUUACGAAAGAACAUGAACAAAAGAUUGGAUAUCUGGUAGAGAAUCAAGCAACUCUUGUAGAAAAUGUGAGAUCACUAGAGAUAGGGUUCGACGAGGAGCUUGACAAGUUGAAAGCCACUCAAGGAAAGAGGGUUAAGAUGAUGAGUAGUUGGUUGUCGUCAGUGAUGAUUGGUAGAUUAAAUAAUCUCGUAUGGCGUAUGGUGUAUGGCGAUCUCGAAAAGCUUUUGAUAGAAACUAAUGAUACAACCAGAGUAGAUCGUAUGAAGCAAGCAGCUAAGAGCAUACAGUUUUGCUCUGCGGAUGAGAGGCUUCUUGACCAUGGUCAUCUCCAAGCAGGAAUGCACAUUGUGAGAGAAUUCAAAGUACCAGCUGAUAUUUGGGGAAUGGCAGCACUCUCCUUAGAUACCGUGGUGGCAGUUUCAGGAGGAAAAGGAAAGGGAAGUUAUAGCUUCUCUUUAUCAGGUCAAGAGCAAUCGCAUCUAGCUAGCAGCAAAGGUAGUGUGCAUGAUCUAACAUUUUUAACUGAUGGUAAACCAGUAGUAUCUCGUAGCUGUUCGACAUGUUGUGUUUGCCCAAACGAUGAUACGUGCUUUGAAUAUACAUGUAAGCAAGGAGAGUGGGAUCUGAGGCUAUGUAGUGAUCAGAGUGAUAACGUAUACGCUGUGAAUAAGAAUCCCGAAAUAUACAUCUUCCAAGGUAGCAACUCUAACCCACAGAGAGUCAUCCCUAUUGGUAACAAACCAAUACAGAUCAGUGUCACCAAGACAGGAGUAAUGAUCCCAAGUACUGGCUCCCAAACACCUAGUACAGUUCAUGUGUAUGACAUAGAAGGUCACCUAGGCAGUACUCUCACAGCGGUGGAUGAUAGUGAAUACCUGUAUACUGCAGUGGAUAGCUAUGAUAGAGUAUUAGUGGCUAGAGUGAAUCGUGGAUCACACAUGCUGAGAUUGAUCAGAUACAGACUCAAAGGAUUACAACUCAUGCAGCAAAUUACAUUCAGGGACCUCAAACUUCCUCAUAGAAUUGACCAACCACCCUAUUUCUGUUACAUGGUACUUGUAACACCACUAAUGCUGGCCUUCGCUUCUCUUGGCAAGCGUCUAUACUUCAUUGAACUUGACGCUUAAUUUCCUAUAGUAUCAUUUCUUAAUGUAGUAGUAUAGAAAUUUCCUUUUUGAUUGUUAAACCAAGGUAUUUAGAGGUACCAUUUGUGAAAGUUUGUAAUCAGAGACAACAUUACUGAAAAGGUCUUGUUGGGGCUAGUGUUCAUCCGCUGAGUUCAUGUAGUUCCCCCAAUAUUAAUUCUUUGUUUACUUUUUUAAAUGAUGAAUCAGACACCCGAAUGUGUAUUAUUGAUAUGUUGGAAAAUACUUUGUACUUUCAGGUAAAUUGUAUGUACAUUUUAGUUAGUAGGAUAAAAAGUGGAUAAAUAUGUAAGGCCUUAGUUGUGCUGAAGAUAUCAGUAUUAAAGAGGAUGGUCAGAAAAUCCCGAUUGUAGGAGGGAAUUGCAGUGAAUUUAUUGUAUUUUCAAGGUAUGUGAAUUUUUAAUCACAUGUGAUUGAGUAUCAGCUUUGAAAUUAAGAAGUUACUAUAGCCAUAAUAGUGUAUUAUAAGUUACGAAAAUCGAAAGUUUGCUGCACUAUGAGUGGCUAACAGAUAAUUGUUUGUUCGUGCAGCGCACACUUGUUGCACACUUGCUGCACGCAACCAAUGGAUUUUGCUCAAUGAGUGAGAGUUCGCUCACGUGUAUAGAAAAUUGUAAUCUUUAAAUAGACACUUUGAGUUAUGUUUAAUGAGAUGUAAUAUGGUAUGAGAAUAUUUAAAGGAAUUCUGUCAUAAUAUGAGAGGUAUCUAAUUCUUUUUAAGCAUCAAAACAAUCUGCAUACAGACAAUACCAUAGUGUGGAGAUGGCCUUGAUUCGUUUCCAAAAUGAUCUUGUGCAGGCUCUUGAUAAUGGCGAUGAAGCAAUACUUCUGAUGCUUGAUCUAACAUCUGCAUUUGACAUGGUGAGCUAUCGAAUAAGACUGAGAGAUAGGUGUUGUUGCCUA